Bubalus bubalis (water buffalo) is the source of this 1145-nucleotide messenger RNA. Its product is annotated as protocadherin alpha-1. Gene Ontology annotation, biological process: cell adhesion. The record is from RefSeq and is a predicted model, not a curated record. NCBI's taxonomy places the organism in Eukaryota, Metazoa, Chordata, Mammalia, Artiodactyla, Bovidae.
ACUAGAUGGACCUUUGUUGGCAAAGUAAUGUCUCUGCUUUUGAAUAUGCUAUCUAGGUUGGACAUAACUUUCCUUCCAAGGAGUAAGCUAAUUACCAAAAACUAAAGAAGGAAACCAUUUUGUCACCACCAGAGAGAAGACAAAAACUGUAAAAAGAUAAUUUAUUUCAAAUAUGAAGCUUUAAAAAAGCAAGAUUUUAAAGUAAAGUGAGAGUGACAGGAAAGGUGUAAUGCUUUUUCAAUGCUAUUUUCAAGGAGAGGUGGCCAGGGACGCCAGUGCCUGCUGCUCUCACUUCUGCUCCUUACAGCCUGAGGGACUGGCAGUGGCCAGACGUUCUUGGUCCCUGAGGAAGCCAAACACAGCACCUUCGUGGGUAGCAUCACCCAGGACCUGGAGCUGGAGCUGGCGGAGCUGGUGCUGUGCCUGUUCUGGGUUGUAGGGAACUGGUUCCACAAGGAACUUAUGAAGAUGAAUUUGCAGAAUGGCAUUUUGUUUGUGAAUAUCUAGAUCCAUUGGGAGAAGCUGUGUGGACAGAGGGCCAAAUGUAGUAUCCACCUAGAGGUAAUUGUGGACAGGCCACCUCAGGUUUUCCAUGUGGAUGUGGAGGUGCGCUUUAAUAAAAAUCCUCUGGUCUUUGGAGCAAGAGAAACAGGUUAAUUUAUUUCUGAAUCUAGAUUGCUAGAUAUGCGUUCCGGUACCAAUGCUAUUCUAACCCUCAGCUCCAGGGUUUAUUUCUCUUUGGGUGUACAGGCACGUGGUUAACUAAGUCACUUUAACCUGAAUUGAAGUCUGGAUGAGAAGAAACACCAGAACUUCGUUUAUGAUUGACAGGCACUGGGAUGGGAGCAAACCAGAACUAGAAGGUACAGUUCAGCUGCUGAUCAGAGUGCUUGACGCUCCAUUGUUUGCCCAGGCCGUGUACACAGUGUACUUUUAGAGACUAUAGCAAAUGGAACAUUAGUGAUCACAUUAAACACCUGUGAUGCUUGAUGAAGGUGUAAAUGGUGAAACUGCCUUUUCCUUUGGCAAUGAUAUCCCUCUUGACUUAAAAAGAAACAAAAAGCUUCAAAAAUGAUUCCAGCUCAGGGGAAAUUAGGCUAUUUGGUAGACUGAAUAUGAAGAAAUGAAACCUUAUGAAAUUCAGG